CAUGGCCGACAUUAAAGUGCAGUAAAGCUGGUGGUAGGACCGAAGAAGCAAGGAUUCAAUAAGACAUCCAGACAGGGAAGCCUGGACAGCCGAGGGAAGGAUGCCAUCUCCAUCUUUUUCCCUUGAUGCCCAGCUGCGCUUCCAUGACAAAUGGCUGAAGAUAGACUUGCAGCGAGCCUUCUCUCCUGAAGGACUGAACGAGAUGUGGAACGAGAUGGUGAAGGAUGGAGAGAUUGUCUUUGAUCGAGAAGAGUCCGCCCAUCCAGAGGACUGUGCUGAUUGCACCCAAAAGAAAGAUGAUACAAACGAUAAGGAAAAGAAGGAAGAGGAGGAGGCGGCUUCGUCUUUCCAUCACUCCAUCAUUGAGAUGUGGGACUGGGGGAGGCAGCCAGAAACUGGAGAGCUAAAGGACUGUCUGAUGGCGCUGGUAGACGACCAACAGAAGCUGUCUUCACAGACGGCUAAGAGCACACUCUCCACCCUGCGCCUGGGCCAGAGACUGGUGAUCCUGGAGCGCUACCUCAUCUCACUCACCCACAGCAUGAUGGAGGAAAAGUACAAAGUGCGCUGGAAGAGUCCCCCCAGCCCUCCGCUCUCUGCCGUUGAUAACAAAAGUACUCGGCCAGUCAGUAAAGGAGUGGAGGGUUUGGCUAGGGUGGGAUCAAGAGCAGCUCUUUCCUUUGCCUUUGCCUUUCUUCGCCGAGCCUGGAGAUCUGGAGAUGAUGCAGACCUGUGCAGUGAGUUACUGCAGGAGUCUCUGGACGCUCUGCGGGCUCUCCCAGAAGCUACCCUGUUUGAUGAGGGCACAGUGUCGCCCGUCUGGCUGGAGGUGGUCGAGAGGGCUACCAAAUUCCUCAGUGACAUCCACGGAAGUGCAAGUGGAAAAGCGGCCAGUAACAUUCCCCUGCAGGAUCAGCACUUGGCCCUGGCCAUUCUGCUGGAGCUUGCAGUGCAGCGAGGAACUCUCAGUCAGCUGCUGUCUGCAGUUCUGCUGUUGCUGAGGCUCUGGGACAGUGGAACCAGAGAAAUGGAUAAUGAGCGCUCGACCCAAGGCACCAGCGCCCCCUUGCUGCCCCUCCUGCAGCGCUUCCAGAACAUCCACAGUAGUAAGGAGGAGCAUGUUCCCCAAGAGGAGAUUGAGAUCCUUUCGGCCCCUUUGAGCCCAAACGAGAGUUUUCUGCGCUACCAUACACUGCCUCAAGAUAAUGACCUGGCCAUUGAUCUGCGGCAGACAGCUGUAGUCAUCAUGGCACACUUGGACCGCCUGGCAGCCCCAUGCAGCCCCCCGCAGUGCAGCUCACCCACCUCUAACAAGGGUACCCUGCAGGAGGUGAUUGGUUGGGGUCUGCUUGGAUGGAAGCCUUAUGCUAAUGUGAAUGGACCAAUUCAGUGCAAGGCACUGUCAAACCUGGGCGUCACACAGAUUGUCGGCUCAGAGAAGGGUUUCCUCAUCCUGACCAUCACUGGUGCUGUCUACACACAAAAUUACAAAAGCACUACACUAGCCCCUAUGCUAGUCCACGCAUUGUCAUCCAGGAAAAUAAUGAAGCUUGCCGCUCACCCGGAUGGGCAGCACUACUUGGCUCUUUCAGUCAAUGGGGAGGUAUUCUCCUGGGGUUGUGGAGAUGGAGGCAGGCUGGGACAUGGAGACACCACGUAUUUAGAGGAACCCACCAUGAUUGCAGUAUUCUCAGGGAGGCCGGCGGGGAAGCAAGUUAUUCACAUUGCAUGUGGCAGCACGUACAGCGCAGCGAUCACAGCAGAUGGAGAGCUGUACACAUGGGGCAGAGGAAACUAUGGCAGGCUGGGCCACGGCUCUAGUGAGGACCAGACCACUCCCCUGCUGGUAUCUGCUCUAAAGGGGCUUAAGGUGAUUGAUGUGGCCUGUGGAAGUGGAGAUGCUCAGACCCUCGCUGUGACUGAGAAUGGUCAGGUAUGGUCGUGGGGUGAUGGAGACUAUGGUAAACUUGGCCGUGGGGGCAGUGAUGGAUGCAAAACGCCUAAACUCGUGGAGAAGUUACAGGAUUUGGAUAUCGUGAAGGUGUGCUGUGGGAGCCAGUUCUCCGUAGCUCUUACUAAAGAUGGACAAGUGUACACCUGGGGCAAAGGAGACAAUCAAAGACUCGGCCAUGGCACUGACGAACACGUCCGCUAUCCCAAACUGCUUGACAGUCUACAAGGUAAGAGGGUGGUGGAUGUAGCGGUUGGCUCUACACACUGCCUGGCCCUCACAGAAGAAGGGGAGGUGCACAGCUGGGGCAGUAACGAUAAACUACAGCACUUUGACACUCUCUUCUCCAAUAAGAAGCAGCCUAAAGCCCUGCCGGGCCUCAAUUCCAAACAUAUAGUGGGCAUCUCCUGCGGUCCUGGCCAGAGUUUUGCGUGGUCGUCAUGCUCUGAGUGGUCCGUGGGGCUCCGUGUACCAUUCGUGGUGGACGUGUGCACUAUGACCUUUGACCAGCUGGACCUGCUGCUUCGGCAGGUCAGCGAGGGCAUGGAUGGCAGCUCUGAUUGGCCACCACCGCAGGAGAAAGAGUGCAUGGUUGUAGCUGCUCUAAACCUGCUCAGACUACAGCUCCAUGCAGCCAUCAGUAACCAGGUGGACCCUGAGGAGCUGGGUCUGGGCCUGGGAAGUGGGCUGCUUAAUAACCUCAAGCAGACGGUGGUGACGCUGGCCAGCAAUGCGGGGGUUUUAAACACUGUGCAGGCGGCCGCCCAGGCUGUGCUCCAGAGUGGCUGGUCAGUGCUACUGCCCACUGCAGAGGAAAGAGCAAGAGCCCUGUCCUCACUGCUGCCCAAUGCAGCAUCUGCUAAUGAGAUGAGUGUAAGUCCUGGCCGUCGCUUCAUGAUCGACCUCUUGGUUAGUAGUCUGAUGGCGGACGGAGGGCUGGAAUCCGCUUUGAAUGCUGCCAUCACGGCUGAGAUCCAGGAUAUUGAGGCAAAGAAAGAGGCACAGAAAGAGAAGGAAAUCGAUGAGCAGGAAGCCAGUGCGUCCUCUCUGCAUCGCUGUCGCACUACACUGGACAAAGACCUGAUCAACACUGGCAUCUAUGAGUCAACAAACAAACAGAGCCUUCCAUUGGUCCAGCUUGUCCAACAGCUGCUCAGAAACAUUGCUUCACAGACUAUAGCUCGUCUUAAGGAUGUGGCACGACGAAUCUCAAACUGCCAAGACACGGAGCAGGUCAGCAAGGAGCGCUCAGCCUCUCUGGACCUACUGCUGCGCUUCCAGAGGCUGUUGGUCUGCAAGUUGUACGUGGGGGUCAGUGGCACUGUGGGUGUGGGAGGAUACACUUUGAGUCACUCAGAGAUUCUGGGAGUGGGGUCUCUUUUGAAGAAGUACAUGGCUUUGCUGUGCACACACAUUGGAGAUAUUCUUCCUGUGGCCACCAGCAUCGCCCUCAACAGUCAUCGUCACUUUGCAGAGGUGGCACGUGUCCUUGAGGGAGAUCUCACAGGUGUUUUGCUACCAGAGUUGAUUGUGUCCAUCAUGCUACUGCUGACCCAUGAUGCUGGCCUGAUGCAGGAGACUGGAUCCAUUCCUCUCCUCGGUGCUCUUCUAGAGCACGUGGACCGUUUUAACCAUCUUGCCCCUGGUAUGGAGAGAGAUGAUAAUGAGGAUCUCGCCUGGCCUGGACUCAUGGGUUUCUUUUUUAAUGGGUCGAGCUCAAAGAACAAUGAGGAAGUGUCGCUUAUCCGUAAAGCUGACCUGGAGAAUCAUAACAAAGAUGGCGGCUUCUGGACUGUCAUUGAUGGGAAGGUUUAUGACAUUAAAGACUUCCAGACUCAAACUCUAACUGGGAACAGCAUCCUCGCCCAGUUUGCAGGAGAAGAUCCUGUGGUAGCUUUAGAGGCCACUCUACAGGUUGAAGACACCAGGGAGUUCAUGCAAGCUUUCUGUGUGGGACAGUACAUGGAGCCCAACCAGGAAAUGGUGACAAUGCCUGACUUGAGCAGUCUGUCCUCACCUCUGAUAGAUGCUGAGAGAAACCUUGGUCUGCUAUUGGGGCUACAUGCCUCAUAUCUGGCUAUGAGCACCCCUCUCUCUCGCAUAGAGUUAGAAUGUGCCAAAUGGCUCCAGUCAUCGAUUUUCUUUGGUGGUCUUCAGACGAGUCAGAUCCACUAUAAUUAUAAUGAGGAGAAGGAUGAGGACAACUGCAGUUCUCCUGGGACCACCACACCAGACAAAGCCAAACUCUACUGCCACAGAAUCACCCUGAGUGAUCACGCCCAGCCCUUCCUGCAGGCCAUCGCUGACAACAACACCCAGGACCACACUGUGAAGGACUUUCUAUGCCAAAUCGAGCGGUGUUGUAAACAGUACCAUCUCAUCACUCCCAUCACUUUUCCGCCUGAACAUCCUGUAGAGGAAGUGGGCCGCCUGCUGCUCUGCUGCUUUCUCAAGCACCAGGACCUUGGUCAUGUCGCCCUCUCGCUUGUUGAUCAAUGUGCCUUGGGUGUGGACCAAGGGAAACAGAGGUCCCUUCCGAAAUGUGUGAUUGAUGUGUGUCGAAUGGUGUACCAGGCAAAGUGUUCUUUGAUAAAAACGCACCAGGAGCAAGGCCGCUCUUAUAAGGAGGUGUGCGCCCCAGUGAUCGAGAGGCUGCGUUUCCUGUUUAAUGAGCUCAGACCUGCCGUCAGUAACGACCUGUCCAUUGUGUCCAAACUGAAGCUGCUGAGCUCUCAGCCUCGCUGGAAGAGGAUCACGCAGAAACUGAUCAGAGACCGCCGCAAAAAGAGAGUGCCUAAGAAGUCAGAGUCAGCUGAUCUGGAGGAGUGCAAGAUGGAGAGGGAAGGGACCAAUGAGGAGCUGCCUGCUCCCAUCAGCCCUGCCCCUGUGGACAAGAAACAAACCACUGUCAAAUCCCCAAAGCAGGAUAAGUGGCAGCCUCUGCUAAACACCAUAGGCAGUGUUCAGAAGUACCGCUGGUUAAAGCACAGCGUUCAGGGCUCCUUCUCUCAGUCCAGCCUCAUGAGUGCCAUCGUUGAGUUUGCUCUGAAGGAGGAACCGCUGGAUGUGGAGAAGAUGAGAAAGUGCCUCCUUAAACAGCUGGAGCGAGCUGAGGUCCGGCUGGAGGGUAUAGACACUAUGUUGAAGCUGGCAUCCAAAAACUUCCUCCUGCCCUCUGUACAGUACGCCAUGCUCUGUGGUUGGCAGAGAGUCAUACCUGAAGGGACCAAUAUUGGAGAACCACUUGCUGACUGUCUAAAAGAUGUAGAUCUCAUUCCUCCAUUUAACCGCAUGCUGCUGGAGGUGACAUUCGGUAAGCUCUAUGCCUGGGCCAUCCAGAAUAUCCGCAACAUCUUGUUGGAGGCCAGCGUCAAGUUCAAAGAGCUGGGUGUGCAGCCAGUGCCUCUGCAGACCAUCACUAAUGAAAACCCAGCAGGCCCCAGUCUGGGUACCAUUCCUCAGGCUCGCUUCUUGCUGGCCAUGCUCCAUAUGCUCACUCUCAAACAUGGAGCCAACAGCCUCAGUCUCCUGCUGAACUCUGGCAUCCUCGCCCUCACCCAGAGUGUUCUUCGACUCAUUGGUCCCAGCUCUGAUAGCAGUGAGGAGGAUCCGAGCUCUGUAGCUCAUGGAGGCUCAGCUACAGUUCUCGAGGAGUCCAGGAAGGAGACGGCCCCCACCCCUCUCCCUGCCUCUGGCCCUGAGUUGGCAGCUAUGAUGAAGAUUGGCACUAGGGUGAUGAGAGGACCUGACUGGAAAUGGGGAGAUCAGGACGGGCCACCACCAGGCCUGGGCCGUGUGAUUGGGGAGUUGGGAGAAGAUGGCUGGAUUCGUGUCCAGUGGGACACCAGCAGCACCAAUUCCUACAGGAUGGGCAAAGAGGGCAAGUAUGACCUUAAACUGGCCGAGCCGCCACCUGCUACCCAACCGGCCACAGAAGACUCUGAUACAGAGGACGACACAGAAGUGGAGGUGAUGGAGAAGAGUGUUCACCCCACUGCAAUCAUGUUGACCAGUACAGUUAAUCUGUUGAAGACACUAUCACUAUCCUCUGGGAUUCAUGCUGAGGUGAUGCAGGCUGACGCUAUUAGCACUCUGUGCGGUCUACUCAGGAUACUGGUGGAGAGUGGAAUCAAUGACAAGAUUGGUUGUGCAUCUCACAAGCUGGUGUCCCGUGAGCAGCACAGGAGCUGGUGCACGCUGGGAUUUAUUCGCAGUAUAGCUCUCAUGCCCCAGAUGUGCAGUACCUUGAGCUCCUAUGCUUGGAUCAGUCUGCUUAUACGCAUCGUAGAGGGCCAUCAGUCCUUCACCGCAGUCACGCUACAGAGACAGAUUCUUGCCCUGCGGCUUCUACAGGCUGUAUUGCCAUCCUGGGAUAAGACAGAGCGCUCUCAGGAUAUGAAGUUUCUGGUGGAGAAUCUCUUUGGGUUCCUUGGCAGCUUGCUCAGCACUUGUUCCUCAGAUCUGCCCCUCCUCAGGGAAGGUUCGAUACGUAGGAGAAAAUCACGCCCUCAAGCCUCUCUGACAGCCACUCACAGCAGUACUCUAGCAGAGGAAAUAGUGGCCGUACUGCGUACACUUCACUCCCUUGGCCAAUGGAAUAGCCUUAUUAAUGAAUAUAUUAACUCCCAGCUCAGCGGUAUCAGUGGUGUCAUGGCAGGCAGACACACUGAAGCGGCUGUGCUCGAAGACUACCUUCCCAAUGCAGAAGCCCCCGCGGUGGGCAGUCUGAUGGCAGUUUUGGCAGUCAUUGGUGGGAUCGAUGACCGUCUGCGUCUGGGAGGACCUGUGGUUCAUGAGGAAUAUGGGGAGGGCACUGUGACUCGCAUUACACCUAAAGGACGAAUCACUGUUCAGUUCCAUGAGAUGAGAAACUGCAAAGUCUGUCUGCUCAGUCAGCUCAAACCGCUUCAUAUGAUUCCAUUCAGUGUUCAGAACCUGCCCUUCACUGAGCCUAUGCUGACGGUGUGGGCUCAGCUAGUCAACUUGGCGGGAAGCAAACUAGAGAAACAACGCAUGAAGAAAUCCCUCAGCAGAGGACUUCCGGCUGAUCAGGUGGAUGUGCAUUUGUUGCGGUGUCAGCAGCUCAGACUGUACAUCCUGAAGGCAGCGCGUGCUCUGCUCUCCCACCAGGACAAACUCAGACAGAUCCUUUCUCAGCCAGCCAUCAUAGAUGUCAGCCCCAAUCCUCCAGAGGAUCAGUGUGCGUCGUCUCCUGAUGUGGGAGAUUUUUCUCCAGAGGGUCUUCAGCCUCCCCUCAUCCUCCUCCAGCAGCUGCUGUGUUGUUCAUCUCACAAGCUGGUGUCCCGUGAGCAGCACAGGAGCUGGUGCACGCUGGGAUUUAUUCGCAGUAUAGCUCUCAUGCCCCAGAUGUGCAGUACCUUGAGCUCCUAUGCUUGGAUCAGUCUGCUUAUACGCAUCGUAGAGGGCCAUCAGUCCUUCACCGCAGUCACGCUACAGAGACAGAUUCUUGCCCUGCGGCUUCUACAGGCUGUAUUGCCAUCCUGGGAUAAGACAGAGCGCUCUCAGGAUAUGAAGUUUCUGGUGGAGAAUCUCUUUGGGUUCCUUGGCAGCUUGCUCAGCACUUGUUCCUCAGAUCUGCCCCUCCUCAGGGAAGGUUCGAUACGUAGGAGAAAAUCACGCCCUCAAGCCUCUCUGACAGCCACUCACAGCAGUACUCUAGCAGAGGAAAUAGUGGCCGUACUGCGUACACUUCACUCCCUUGGCCAAUGGAAUAGCCUUAUUAAUGAAUAUAUUAACUCCCAGCUCAGCGGUAUCAGUGGUGUCAUGGCAGGCAGACACACUGAAGCGGCUGUGCUCGAAGACUACCUUCCCAAUGCAGAAGCCCCCGCGGUGGGCAGUCUGAUGGCAGUUUUGGCAGUCAUUGGUGGGAUCGAUGACCGUCUGCGUCUGGGAGGACCUGUGGUUCAUGAGGAAUAUGGGGAGGGCACUGUGACUCGCAUUACACCUAAAGGACGAAUCACUGUUCAGUUCCAUGAGAUGAGAAACUGCAAAGUCUGUCUGCUCAGUCAGCUCAAACCGCUUCAUAUGAUUCCAUUCAGUGUUCAGAACCUGCCCUUCACUGAGCCUAUGCUGACGGUGUGGGCUCAGCUAGUCAACUUGGCGGGAAGCAAACUAGAGAAACAACGCAUGAAGAAAUCCCUCAGCAGAGGACUUCCGGCUGAUCAGGUGGAUGUGCAUUUGUUGCGGUGUCAGCAGCUCAGACUGUACAUCCUGAAGGCAGCGCGUGCUCUGCUCUCCCACCAGGACAAACUCAGACAGAUCCUUUCUCAGCCAGCCAUCAUAGAUGUCAGCCCCAAUCCUCCAGAGGAUCAGUGUGCGUCGUCUCCUGAUGUGGGAGAUUUUUCUCCAGAGGGUCUUCAGCCUCCCCUCAUCCUCCUCCAGCAGCUGCUGUCAGCAUCUACCCAACCAUCCCCCAUCAAAGCCAUAUUCCACCGCCAGGAGUUGGAGGCAGCAGCUCUGGCAGUGUGUCAGUAUCUGGCAGUUGAAUCCACACACCCAUCCUCCCCCUUGUUUGAGGACAGCAGCUCCAGCGAGGCCACCACACCGGUCACUGUACAGCAUAUGCGCCCACCCAAGCAGAAGAAACACAAGACUUCACCUGUGCCACCUGCACCCAUCGUCCUGCAGCUGAUGGAUAUGGGCUUUCAAAGGAAAAACAUUGAAUUUGCCCUUAAAUCACUGUCUGGAACCACAGGCACUUCUGGAGUGCCAGGCGUAGAGGCUUUAGUGGCCUGGUUGUUGGACCAUCCAGAUGUUCAUAUUACAGAUCUGUCAGAUGCAGAUACUGUAUCGGAUGAAUACUCUGAUGAAGAGGUGCUGGAAGAGCUAGAGGAGCCUGAACCAGCCUUCCCUCUGCCUCCUGGGGUUGUGGUAACGGAGAGUCAGACGUUUAAAAAGAGGUUCGAUUUUCAGAGCAAUGAUGAUUACGCAGUAUAUGUGAGAGAGAACAUUCAGGUGGGCAUGAUGGUACGGUGCUGCAGGACGUAUGAGGAAGUAUAUGAGGGAGAUGUGGGGAAAGUAAUCAAGCUGGACAGAGACGGCCUGCAUGAUCUGAAUGUGCAGUGUGACUGGCAGCAGAAAGGAGGAACGUACUGGGUCCGUUACAUCCACACUGAGCUGCUGGGGUUUCCUCCCCAGAGUUCUCCGUCUCAUAUAAAGAUUGGUGAUAAAGUGCGAGUGAAGCCCUCGGUCACAACGCCAAAGUACAAGUGGGGAUCUGUCACGCACAGGAGCGUGGGAGUAGUCAAAGCAUUCAGUGCCAAUGGGAAAGAUGUGAUAGUGGACUUUCCUCAGCAGUCACACUGGACUGGGCUGCUGUCAGAGAUGGAACUCGUUCCUAGCGUACAUCCUGGUGUCAGGUGUGACGGAUGUCAGAUGUUCCCUAUAAAUGGCUCCAGGUUUAAGUGUCGGAGCUGUGAUGACUUUGACUUUUGUGAGAGCUGCUUCAAGACCCGUAAACACAACCCUAGACAUUCAUUUGGACGAAUAAAUGAACCAGGUCAGUCACCCACCUUCAGUGGGCGUUCAGGAAAGCAGCUGAAGAGACAUCACAACAGUCAGCGUGGCAUGCUGAUUGAUGAGUGGUCCAGAGUGGUGAAGAACCUCAGCGUUUCAUCCUCUGUUAACCAGGCGUCUCGGCUCAUAGACUGUGGAGAGCAAUGCUGGCAGUCCUCAGGCUCUCAGGGCAAGCACUGGAUCAGGCUGGAGCUUUUCCCAGACAUCCUGGUCCACAGACAGAAAAUGAUUGUGGAUCCAGCUGACAGCAGCUACAUGCCUUCACUGGUAGUGGUAUCAGGUGGAAGCACUCUCAACAAUUUGACUGAGUUGAAGACCAUCAACAUCAAUCCCACAGACACUGCUGUCUCUCUGCUCAGUGAUUGCACAGAGUAUCACAGGUACAUCGAGAUUGCCAUAAAACAGUGCCGGAGUUCAGGGAUUGACUGUAAGAUCCAUGGCUUGAGCAUUGUGGGGCGUGUCCGCGCCGAGGAUGAAGAUCUGGCUACUGUGCCUUUCUUGGCAUCUGACAAUGAGGAAGAGGAAGAUGAGAAGACAGCGACUGGAAGUCUGACUCGAAAGAGGUUGUCGGGGCUGGAGUCGGCUGCCAUCAUCAGAACCAAAGUCUUUGUCUGGGGUCUCAACGAUAAGGACCAACUUGGAGGACUUAAGGGGUCUAAGAUCAAAGUCCCAUCAUUCUCAGAGACCCUGUCUGCUCUGAAUGUAGUGCAGGUGGCUGGAGGCUCUAAAAGUCUUUUUGCUGUAACGGCUGAAGGCAAAGUUUAUGCUUGUGGAGAGGCCACUAACGGAAGACUUGGUUUAGGACUGUCCAGUGGAACCAUCCCUAUACCAAGACAGAUAUCUGCCCUCAGCAACUAUGUGGUCAAGAAAGUUGCUGUACAUUCAGGUGGAAGGCAUGCCAUGGCGUUGACUGUGGAUGGAAAAGUAUUCUCUUGGGGUGAAGGAGAUGAUGGCAAGCUUGGGCAUUUCAGUCGAAUGAACUGUGAUAAGCCACGGCUAAUUGAGGCAUUGAAAACCAAGCGCAUACGAGAUAUUGCCUGCGGCAGCUCUCACAGUGCCGCCUUCACCUCCAGUGGUGAACUGUACAGCUGGGGUCUGGGUGAAUAUGGCCGGCUGGGCCACGGGGACAACACCACUCAGCUCAGACCCAAACUGGUCAAGGUGCUUCUAGGCCAUCGUGUUGUCCAGGUGGCUUGCGGAAGUCGAGAUGCGCAGACCCUUGCCCUCACAGAUGAAGGACUGGUGUUCUCAUGGGGAGAUGGAGACUUUGGGAAGCUGGGCCGUGGCGGAAGUGAAGGCUGUAACAUUCCUCAAAACAUAGAGCGUCUAAAUGGGCAGGGGGUGUGUCAGAUCGAGUGUGGAGCUCAAUUUUCCCUUGCCCUCACCAAAUCUGGAGUUGUCUGGACCUGGGGUAAGGGGGAUUACUUCCGACUGGGUCACGGCACAGAUGUUCACGUGCGCAAACCCCAGAUGGUUGAAGGACUGAGGGGAAAGAAGAUUGUUCACGUGGCUGUAGGGGCCCUGCACUGCCUGGCUGUCACAGACACUGGACAGGUGUACGCUUGGGGGGAUAAUGACCAUGGGCAGCAGGGGAACGGCACAACCACAGUCAACAGGAAGCCUACGCUGGUGCAGGGUCUAGAGGGGCAGAAAAUUACCCGUGUGGCCUGCGGCUCCUCUCACAGCGUGGCCUGGACCACCGUAGAUGUCACCACACCCUCCGUCCAUGAGCCUGUCCUCUUCCAGACUGCUAGAGACUCUCUGGGAGCCUCUUACCUUGGUGUGCCAUCAGACAGUGAUCCAUCUUUACUAAGUAAUAAGCUAAAUGGUGUGAACAAUGUAAAGCCCAACAGGCCAUCUCUGGCAAAGAUUCUGCUCUCUCUGGACGGUAAUCUGGCCAAACAGCAAGCCCUGUCCCAUGUACUCUCUGCCCUGCAGAUCAUGUAUGCCAGGGAUGCUGUGGUGGGAGCACUGAUGCCUGCCUUUAUGAUGCCUCUGGAGUGUCCCUCCAGCUCUCCGGUGCCCCCUUCGGAUUGUUCAUCAGCCUCCAGCCCCUGUGAGGCUGAGGGUCCGGCCCUGCCCUCAGAAACAGAGGAAAGGGUCAGUCCGCACCCCUGGAUGGACAGCAAACGAGGAGAGGUGACCACGUCUGAGGAUGCCACUACCCCUUCAUCAGCGGUGACCCCUUCAACUGCCUCUGCUUCAUCUCGCCCCUUUAUCCCAGUCACAGAUGACCCUGGUGCUGCCAGCAUCAUUGCUGAGACCAUGACCAAAACCAAAGAGGACUCUGAGAGCCAGAGUAAAGCAGUGGGCCCAGAGCCACAAUAUCUGGAUGAGUUCACCAGUCUGCUGGUUCCUGAUGACACACGUGUGUUGGUAGACCUGUUAAAACUGGCUGUGUCUCUGCGCUCAGGCGAUAAAGGCAAGGAGGUGCUCUCUGCUGUGCUGUCUGGCAUGGGUACAGCCUUCCCACAGGUGGCAGAUAUGCUGCUGGAGUUGUGUGUGACUGAGUUAGAGGACGUAGCCACUGACUCUCAAAGUGGACGGCUGUCAUCGCAGCCUGUGGUGGUGGAGAGCAGUCACCCAUACACUGACGACACUUCCACUAGCGGAACUGUGAAAAUACCAGGUGCUGAAGGAUUGAGGGUGGAAUUUGAUCGCCAGUGUUCAACAGAAAGGAGACACGACCCUCUUACCAUCAUGGACGGAGCCAAUAGGAUUGUGUCUGUUCGAUCAGGUCGGGAGUGGUCUGAUUGGUCCAGUGAAUUGAGGAUUCCGGGAGAUGAGCUCAAAUGGAAGUUCACCAGUGAUGGCUCUGUUAACGGCUGGGGCUGGCGCUUCACUGUCUAUCCCAUAAUGCCUGCCGCUGGUCCUAAAGACCUCCUGUCAGACCGUUGCAUUCUGUCCUGCCCUUCGAUGGAUUUAGUAACAUGUCUGCUGGACUUUCGCCUGAACUUUGCUUCAAACCGUAGCAUUGUUCCAAGGUUGGCAGCCUCUCUUGCUGCUUGUGCCCAGCUCAGUGCCCUGGCGGCUGGUCAUCGUAUGUGGGCCCUGCAGAGGCUACGAAAACUUCUAACCACUGAAUAUGGCCAAUCCAUAAACAUCAACCGCCUCUUAGGAGACAGUGAAGGAGAGGCUCGCUCUAUGAGUUUUACAGGAAGUGAAGCAAAAUGCUGUCUUUUUCCCAGCCCAUGUGACCGUCCACGCGUGAUUGAGUCUCUCAGAGGGGUGGAAGUUGUGGACAUUGCGGCCGGUGGGGCCCAUAGUGCCUGCAUCACAGCCAGCGGAGAGCUCUACACAUGGGGCAAAGGUCGUUAUGGUCGCCUGGGUCAUGGAGACAGUGAAGACCAGCUUAAACCAAAACUGGUGGAGGCUCUGCAGGGUCACCGGGUGAUAGACGUUGCAUGUGGCAGUGGGGACGCCCAGACCCUGUGUCUGACUGAUGACGACAUUGUCUGGUCAUGGGGGGAUGGAGACUAUGGCAAACUGGGCCGAGGAGGUAGUGAUGGAUGUAAAGUGCCUAUGAAGAUUGACUCAUUAACUGGAUUGGGUGUUGUGAAAGUGGAAUGUGGCUCUCAGUUCUCUGUGUCGCUCACAAAGUCUGGAGCAGUUUACACAUGGGGGAAAGGCGACUACCACAGACUGGGACACGGCUCGGAUGAUCAUGUACGCAGACCCCGGCAGGUCCAGGGUUUGCAAGGCAAGAAGGUCAUCGCCAUAGCAACUGGUUCUCUUCACUGUGUAUGCUGCACAGAGGACGGUGAAGUGUACACAUGGGGUGACAAUGAUGAGGGUCAGCUCGGUGAUGGGACCACCAAUGCUAUUCAGCGGCCCAGGCUCGUGGCGGCACUGCAGGGCAAGAAGAUCAACCGUGUGGCUUGUGGCUCAGCACACACACUUGCCUGGUCCACUAGUAAACCUACCAAUGCUGGAAAACUGCCUGCUCAGGUUCCUAUGGAGUACAACCACCUGCAGGAGAUCGCCAUCAUAGGCCUGAGGAACCGAUUACUGCUACUGCACCACAUCUCAGAGCUCUUCUGCCCCUGUAUCCCAAUGUUUGACCUAGAAGGACGACUGGGUGAAACUGGACACGGCGUCUCCGUUGGCUUUGACACACUGCGAGGAAUCCUUAUUUCGCAGGGCAAGGAGGCAGCAUUCCGAAAGGUGGUUCAAGCCACGAUGGUUAGAGACCGACAACAUGGGCCAGUGGUGGAGCUAAACAGGAUACAGGUCAAGCGUUCCCGCAGUAAAGGAGGACUGGCAGGACCGGAUGGCACCAAGUCAGUGUUUGGGCAGAUGUGUGCUAAGAUGAGCUCUUUCAGCCCUGACAGUCUGCUGCUGCCACACCGGGUCUGGAAGGUCAAGUUUGUGGGAGAGUCAGUUGAUGACUGUGGUGGUGGAUACAGUGAAUCUAUCGCAGAAAUGUGUGAGGAACUACAGAAUGGUCUCACUCCUCUCCUCAUCGUCACUCCUAAUGGCCGAGACGAGUCAGGAGCGAACAGAGACUGCUUCCUGCUCAACCCAGCUGCCAAGUCCCCUCUGCACAUCAGCAUGUUCCGCUUCCUAGGUGUGCUCCUGGGCAUAGCAAUCCGUACAGGAAGUCCUCUAAGUCUGUACCUGGCUGAACCUGUGUGGAAACAGCUGGCAGGCAUGAAUCUCACCAUCGCAGAUCUCAGUGAGGUGGACAAGGACUUCAUUCCCGGUCUGAUGUAUAUUAGAGAUAAUGAGGCGUCUGCAGAGGAGUUUGAGGCUAUGCCUCUGCCCUUCACUGUGCCCAGCGCUUGUGGACAGGAAGUCCAGCUCAGCUCCAAACAUUCCCACAUCAGCCUAGAGAACCGCAGCGAAUAUGUGCGGCUAGCAGUAAACUACAGGCUGCAUGAGUUCGAUGAGCAGGUGUCUGCAGUAAGGGAAGGUAUGGCACGUGUCGUACCGGUGCCUCUGCUCUCUCUCUUUACUGGCUAUGAGCUGGAGACCAUGGUGUGUGGCAGUCCGGACAUCCCCCUGCACCUGCUCAAAUCAGUGGCCACAUAUAAGGGGGUGGAACCCACUGCUCCUCUCAUCCAGUGGUUCUGGGAGGUGAUGGAGUCUUUCUCCAACACGGAGCGCUCGCUCUUCCUCAGGUUCGUCUGGGGUCGCACGCGCCUCCCCAGGACCAUCGCAGACUUCCGUGGACGAGACUUUGUGGUGCAGGUGCUGGAUAAAUACAACCCACCUGACCACUUCCUCCCAGAGUCCUACACCUGCUUCUUCCUGCUCAAGUAUGAUCCUUGUCCCCAAUUGUAA
Molecule: messenger RNA, 14770 nt
Organism: Sinocyclocheilus anshuiensis
Lineage: Eukaryota; Metazoa; Chordata; Actinopteri; Cypriniformes; Cyprinidae
Product: E3 ubiquitin-protein ligase HERC2-like
Exons: 96
Coding region: 101-14770 (4889 amino acids)
Biological process (GO): protein ubiquitination
Molecular function (GO): ubiquitin-protein transferase activity; zinc ion binding
Source: RefSeq, a predicted model, not a curated record